Messenger RNA from Cornus florida, 2771 nucleotides. RefSeq names its product vicilin-like seed storage protein At2g18540. Lineage: Eukaryota; Viridiplantae; Streptophyta; Magnoliopsida; Cornales; Cornaceae. The coding region runs from base 128 to 2335 and encodes 735 amino acids. The record is from RefSeq and is a predicted model, not a curated record. The transcript has 5 exons.
AGUGCCACCUAGUUCAUUCCACUCCUCGUCACCUUUCCCAAUAAAUCCAUCCUCAUUCCCCAUUCAGCUACCAUAUCUCUCUCUCUCCUCUAUCUCUCUCUCUCUCUCUCUCUCUCUCUCUCUAGCAAUGUCGAAGAUAGCUAUGCUCCGGCCAUUCCCAAUUCUGAUAUUCUUGUUUUGCUUUCUUGUUAUCACUUUGAAUGCAACAGCUUUGGAUGAUGAGGAUGUCCCAUUUAUGGGACCUCUGGUGAAGAAACAGCAUAGGAGGUCACUUGUUUCAACGGAGUAUGGAGAGAUCUCAGCCGUCGAAAUCAGUGAUGGAGUAAGAGGGUCCUACCAUCUUCAGUUCAUCACAUUGGAGCCAAACGCCCUAUUUCUUCCUGUAAUUCUCCAUGCAGACAUGGUGUUCUAUGUCCACUCAGGGAGUGGGAGAUUGAGUUGGGCAGCUGAGGAUGAAAUGAGACGCGUCAGAUUACGCCAAGGAGAUGUCUACAGACUCACUCCUGGCACUGUCUUCUUUGUACAAAGCAACUUAGAACCAGAGAGGCAAAAGCUUAGAAUUAAUGCCCUCUUUGCUAAUUCUGAUGAUGACUUGCAUCAACCAUCAGUUGGGGCAUACUCGAGCGUCCGCGAUCUGGUCCUAGGGUUUGAUAGGAGAGUCCUCCAAGCAUCCUUCAAGGUCCCUGAGGAACUGAUACGAGAAAUAACACAAGGCACAAAGCAACCGGCAAUUGUGCACGGGGUGCCAAAGAAAGCAAGAACAUUCUGGGAGUGGGAAGCUCAGCUCAUGAAAGGUAUCAUAGGAAGCAAAGGGUACAGCAUGUUCGAUAUCAACAACAAAAAGGAGAAAACCAGAACAUUCAACAUUCUGAGUGCAGAUCCAGAUUUUAAGAAUUGUAACGGAUGGAGCCUCAUAGUAACCAAGAAAGACUUGAACGCGCUAAGGGGUUCCAAUAUUGGCGUUUUCAUGGUGAACUUGACCAAGGGAUCGAUGAUGGGGCCACACUGGAACCCAACGGCUACAGAGAUAACGACAGUAGUAAAAGGGCAAGGAAUGAUUCGGGUGGUCUGUCCUAGCACUGCGAAAGAAUCGGAGUGCAAAAACAUGAGGUUUAGGGUCGAGGAAGGUGACGUAUUUGUCGUGCCAAGAUUUCAUCCUAUGGCUCAAAUGUCCUUUAACAAUGACUCGCUUGUUUUGGUGGGAUUCAGCACCACAACAAAGAAAAACCAUCCUCAGUUCCUUGCAGGGAAAAGCUCUGUGCUCCAAACUCUUGACAAGCAAAUCCUAGCUGUGUCCUUCAAUGUUCCCAAUACAACCAUUGAACAGCUUUUAGCUCCACAGGGUGAAUCAAUCAUACUAGAUUGCACAUCUUGCGCCGAGGAAGAAGAAAAAGCAAUGGAGGAAGAAAUUGAGAAGGAAAGAGAGGAAGAGGAGGCAAGGAGGAGGGAGGAAGAAAAGAGGAGAGAAGAAGAAGAAGAAGCCAGGAAGAGGGAGGAGGAGGAAGCUAGAAAGAGGGAGGAAGAAAAGAGAAGACGAGAGGAGGAAGAGGAGGCCAGGAGGAGGGAAGAAGAGGAAGCUAAAAAAAGAGAGGAAGAAAAGAGAAGACAGGAGGAGGAAGAGGCCAGAAGGAGGGAAGAGGAGGAAGCUAAAGAGAGAGAGGAAGAGGAAGCUAAAGAGAGAGAGGAAGAAGAAGCCAGGAGGAGGGAGGAGGAAGCUAGAAAGAGAGAGGAGGAGGAAGCCAGUAGAAGAGAGGAAGAGGAAGCUAGGAGGGAAGAGGAGGAAAGAGAGGAAGAGGAAGCUAAGAGAAGGCAAGAGGAGGCGGCAAGGAGAGAAGAGGAGGAAGCUAGGAGGAGAGAGGAAGAGGAAGCCAGGAGAAGAGAGGAGGAGGAAGCUAGGAGGGAAGAGGAAGAGGAAGAGGAAGCAAGGAGAAGAGAGGAGGAGGAAGCUAGGAGGGAAGAGGAGGAAAUAGAGAAAGAAGCCAGGAGGAAGGAAGAGAAAGCUAAGACGCUCCAAGAGGAGGCGGCUACAAGGAGAGAGGAAGAGGAAGCCCAGGCAAGGGAACAGGAGGAGGAAGCUAGAAUCAGAGAGGAAGAGAAGGCUAGGAAGAGAGAGGCACAAAGAGAGCAGGAGAGAGAGUGGAGAAGACAAGAAGCAGCACAGAGGGAGGAACAAGAGGCUAGGCAACGAGAAGAAGAACAGAGACAAGCAGCUGAAGAGGCCAGAAAAAGAAAACAAGAGAGGGAAGAGGAAGCUAGGGAGAGAGAAGAACGGGGGAGGGGUGAAGGACCUGGGGAAGAGGGUAGGAGAGUUCUGAAGAAAAUAUGGAAGGUCUGAUAGUCUUUCGUGUGAAUCCAAUUACUCAGCUGGUGGUGUUUGCUUAUGCAUAUAGAUCAAUAAAAACUUUCAGGGAGUUAUGUAUUUAGGUUCAAUGUUUAUUUGUGUAAUAAGUAGUUUUGAGAUCCGAGUUUCUGACUACAUUGGUCUAUGUAGAGUUACUGGUUCUUUGCCACGGUGAACUGUCUUCCGAUCUUCAUUUUUGACCAAAUCUCUAGAAACCAAAAUCACUGCUUUCAGGACAUUGGCCUCUGCUUUUAGAAGAUUAAAUUGCUCAUUUGAGAUGUUAAUGUACCAAGUGGUCCUAGGAGUUUUGUCGAGUUCACGUUCGAUCGGCUUCCAAUCUUUCAAUUAAAUGUGCAUGAUUUCCAAACUUUCAUCUCGGCAUAUGCUUUAGAGAGCUCUGAACCCUGAAAUUUUCACUAGUUCUCUAUAA